CUCGCAUCGCCAAUCUGUUGGUACAAACUGCCACAACAGAGAGUGCCCGACACGAAUCCGUCAUAGGCCGAGCUGCAAAAACGAUACAUCAUCACCAAUCACCUGCAUAUUCCAGCCAACCUUCACGAUGUCACUCCGCAUCGUCCCCGCCGAGGGCCACCUGAACUCGUUCAGCCACAUCGCUGAGCGGACAGCGGGCGCACCGUCGGCGCCGGGACUGCACGACACGCUGCGGGCGGGCGUUGGGCCGUCGCCGUACAGCGCCGCCGAGAACAAGCCGACGUCCGCACACCCGCUCGAGGCGCGGCUCAAGUCGUGGGAGGCGACGCGCGAGGCGCUGCGCAUGGAGACGCUGCGGCGGACGUACGGCAUCGCGGAGCCCAUCCGCCGCGGGAUGGAGCUCAAGAUCACGCGCGAGGGCGAGUGGAAACCCAUGGCGCUAGGCGGGACGUCCGGCGGGCUGGGCAGCGUGCAUGAGGAGAUUCUGAGCGGCAGGGACGACACAAUCACGUGGGAGGAUGUCUUCACUGGAGAGGAGUUGAGGGCGCCGGUGGGGAUCCAUGAUGAAAUCGAGAGGAAGUUGAAGAUGCAACCGCCUGCGUAAUAGGCGAGAUGCUUUAGGUGGCGAAUCGAUGGGAUUGCUGUCCGACGGCCCAGCACGCUCUCGGGUACAACCGGGGCGGUUUUGAGACCGUUGGAUCGGCAAUUGUGUACAGUACCUUAUUCAAGUCCAUGGAAUCAAGGUCCAGCACGACAAUACACUACGAAUGCGAGAAAGGUUGGGACGCAGUGUUGACGGCAAUCUUCUGACUUGACGGCAUCUCCUUAUCUUGCAGAGCAAGCAACAAAAUACACGUGUGAACGGGUAACGUCAAGAUCAGCAAACUCAAAGUUAUGUUGCAGACGAUAGCCUUACAGCUAGCCAAGAAGCAA
This is a messenger RNA of Canariomyces notabilis, 933 nucleotides long. RefSeq names its product proteasome maturation factor UMP1. Gene Ontology annotation, cellular component: cytoplasm; nucleus. Bases 128 to 604 code for a protein of 158 amino acids. The transcript has 2 exons. Gene Ontology annotation, biological process: proteasome assembly. The record is from RefSeq and is a predicted model, not a curated record. NCBI's taxonomy places the organism in Eukaryota, Fungi, Ascomycota, Sordariomycetes, Sordariales, Chaetomiaceae.